AUGGAUGAAAGCAUCAAACAGCAUUACCUGGCUGACUCGCCUCCUACUGUGGUCAGACUGGAAAUCAAGUCACACUUCGAUACUCUCAAAGACCAAAACUUGAGAAAAUAUGCGCACUUCAUGAGCAGAGCUGCAUUUGAGGGCACUCGAGUCACUUUGCGUCAGGUUUCCCCUGAGUCCGAACCUAUUUACGACCUCAUUCUGGCACUCCACCACGCCUCUAAUGGCGAUUGGAACAGCCUCGCCCAGAAAACACAAGUCAGCCCCGAAGACCUCCGUUUCUUCCUUGAAUAUGCGGGUCAAUUCUUGGGCAACUGCGGAAACUACAAGGGCUUUGGUGACUCCAAGUUCAUCCCUCGGCUGUCCGCAUCCGCAUUCGAGGCUCUGGCUUCGGCUACUACGGAGACGAAGGCGGCUUUCCAGAAGGCUAACACCACUGGAGGAGGGAUCUACGAGACCAGUGAACAGUCGAUGAUGCACCUCGGAUACCCCAAGGGCGGCCACAUGACCACCUACUACCCCGAUUCGCCGACGAUCUCACAGGAGGAGAUCACGGCAAUUGGGGACUUGAUGGAGAAGAAGGGACUUGCGCUAGAGAAUACUAGAAUCCGGAAGACAUCUUCGGGUGAUUUCGAGCUUUUGAUCGCAUCUGGUGUUUCAUCACCUCCUGUGAGAGACCGGGAUCUUGGCGAUGUGGACACAUUUGAGCUUGAUGGAGAUCUGAAAGGAAAGACCGUGCGUCUUGUCUUCGGUGACCAUCAGGAGGAGAUGGCAAAGAUCGCCCACAGCAUCAAGCAGGCUAAACUUGUUGCCGCAAAUGACAAUCAAAAGAAGAUGUUGGAUUCAUAUGCUCUUUCAUUUGGAGCUGGAUCCAUCGAGGCUUUCAAGGAGAGCCAGCGUAUCUGGGUUAAGGACCAAAAGCCUGUGCUGGAGACAAACCUGGGCUUUGUUGAAACAUACAGAGACCCCCAUGGUGUGCGCGGAGAAUGGGAAGGCUUCGUUGCUUUGGUCAAUCUGGAACGCACCCGAGCCUUUGGUACGUUGGUUGACAGUGCCGAGAGCAUGAUCCCCAAGUUGCCCUGGGGUACGGACUUUGAGAAAGACAAGUUCCUCAGUCCCGACUUCACGUCAUUGGAGGUCUUAAGUUUCGGCUGCUCAGGUCUCCCGGCUGGUAUUAACCUGCCUAACUAUGAUGAUAUUCGUCAGAACCUUGGCUUCAAGAACGUGUCUCUAGGCAAUGUUCUCAGCGCCAAGGCUCCUAACGAGGCUAUUCCUUUCAUUGCUGAGAGUGACCAGGAGGUCUACCGCGCAUUCCGAGACCCGGCCUUCGAGGUCCAGGUCGGCAUCCACGAAUUGCUGGGUCAUGGAACUGGAAAGUUGUUGCAGGAGACAGCGCCAGGGGAGUACAACUUUGACAUUAAGAACCCGCCCAUCAGCCCUGUCACCAACAAGCCUGUAUCGACCUGGUACAAGCCUGGACAAACAUGGAGCUCAGUCUUUGGCUCCAUUGCUUCGUCAUAUGAGGAGUGCCGUGCUGAGUGCGUGGCCAUGGUGCUUGGCUGCGAUUUUGGUAUCCUAAAAAUCUUCGGAUUCGGCGAUGGCAAGGAAGACUUGGCCGGUGAGGCCGGCGACGUCUUGUUCGCGGCCUACCUUUCCAUGGCUCGCGCCGGUCUGGUUGCCCUCGAGUUCUGGGAUCCGAAAACCCAGAAAUGGGGUCAGGCCCACAUGCAGGCUCGGUACAGUAUUCUGCGCACCUUCCUCGAUGCCGGUGAUGACUUUGUCAAGUUGUCUCACAGCAAGGAGGAUCUCUCUGAUCUGGAGAUCCGCCUUGACCGGUCCAAGAUCUUGACCCACGGACGCCCUGCCGUGGAGAAAUACCUCCAGAAGCUGCAUGUCUACAAGAGUACUGCAGAUGUUGAGGCUGGCAAGGGCUUGUACGACGAUAUUACCUCUGUUGACAGCUGGUGGGGAACCAGCGUUCGUGAGGUUGUUUUGAAGAACAAGGUCCCACGUAAGGUCUUUGUACAGGCCAACACUAUCCUUGAGGGCGACCAGGUCAGCUUGAAGGAGUAUGAACCGACUCUCGAGGGUCUCAUUCAGAGCUUUGCUGAGCGUAAUGCAAUAAUAGAAACCACGGUGUCGCGAGAAACGCCGCCGUCGGACCCAUCAACCACGGCGUGCCCGCCCCAUCCAACGGACUCCCUAGAGGAGGACGACGAUUAUUACACUGCACCUCCACCACACUCCCCAGCAUCAGCGUCAACUUCCUCACCUGCAUUUCCUCCGCCAUUUUCAUCUCUCAUCUUCUCGUCACUACCUGACACCAAUCGCCCAUAUAAAGUUACCGAACCUGGACCCGCUUGCCCUCCAGCCUUAGCGCCUCCAGCACCUGUCGAGGAGUCGCUCGAGCCGGCCCCAUCUUCGGCAGUUGUUGCUGACACGAAAGCGUCUUUCACUGAACCAAAAAACGAGGGCUCUUCCGACGACGGUGAACCACCACCGCCAUACACAGAAGGCUAUAGCCCACUUGAAUCAUUCACCUACGUGAUGGCUGCUGCAGGGGGUGCCUCCAGCAUCAUAACUCAGGUCCAGCAGACCGGGGGUCCGCCAAUCAACACUCUUGGUGAUAUCGGCGGAGAUGAACACGUCGGCCUCGACCUUCGUGGUACGCGGUUUACCCUUUCGCGAGAUGAGCUGUUGACUUUGCCUGAAUUCGUUCUGCUCUCCCUCUUCCCAAAUGGCCUCCUCCCGGAUGGGCAUUCUACAAAUGGUUUCCAUGACGGGGAUGUAUUCCCGGUUGACUAUGACCCGGUCUCACUUCAGUACAUGCUGGAUUUCUUCCGAACUGUUGCUCAAACAAUUCCCUCAUCUCUGCCUUCUGGUUCAAACUCACCAGACCUGGAAUUGAUGGACCCAAUGCAGGGAUCAGCCCGUGACAUGCUGCAGGACCGUGCUGGCAUCAUUGUCCUCCGAGAGGACCUUGACUUCUAUGUGAUCCCCCCUCGCGCCGACAUUGGACACGAUGAAAUGCUCGAGGUCAAGCGCGCGGCGGGUAGGUCGCUGUUGCGACAGGACGGCAUCUUUUCUGGACUGCGCAAGAGCGAGGAGAUUGGGUCAACCGAGCAGCAUCUUAUUGAAAUGCUGACAGCUGGAGGAUUUGAUCGUGCUGACCAGUGGGGCCACCGUGCCCCGGAGCCUAACAAGGCCGUAAUCUGCAGUCUCGCACUGGCCAAACUCCGCACCGAUAUCCGCGGAGACCUAUCGAACAACAAUUCCGUGGGCAUGGCCCAGAAGCUUCUCCUGUUUUGGCGCAAGCCUGCCCGCCGCUGCUGGUGGGAGGGCAUUGAGCUAGACGACGUCGAGGGCGUUGAGGGGCCAGUAAAGGUCUGGAUCCGGCGUGUGUGGACCUUGGAGAUGAGUGUUAUUGGACUUCGUUGA
Messenger RNA from Penicillium expansum, 3438 nucleotides. RefSeq names its product dipeptidyl peptidase 3. The transcript is spliced from 9 exons. NCBI's taxonomy places the organism in Eukaryota, Fungi, Ascomycota, Eurotiomycetes, Eurotiales, Aspergillaceae. Gene Ontology annotation, cellular component: cytoplasm. The record is from RefSeq and is a predicted model, not a curated record. Gene Ontology annotation, molecular function: dipeptidyl-peptidase activity. Bases 1 to 3438 code for a protein of 1145 amino acids.